This is a messenger RNA of Syzygium oleosum, 1428 nucleotides long. RefSeq names its product peptide deformylase 1B, chloroplastic/mitochondrial. The record is from RefSeq and is a predicted model, not a curated record. NCBI's taxonomy places the organism in Eukaryota, Viridiplantae, Streptophyta, Magnoliopsida, Myrtales, Myrtaceae. Gene Ontology annotation, cellular component: chloroplast; mitochondrion. The coding region runs from base 73 to 912 and encodes 279 amino acids. Gene Ontology annotation, molecular function: peptide deformylase activity. Gene Ontology annotation, biological process: peptidyl-methionine modification. The transcript has 7 exons.
UCGAAGAUUUUCCGGACAAAAAAAUCCCGUCGCCGUCGCGCUUGCCGCUCCUGCUGCUUAUCACCGACGGCCAUGGCUUCUGCCGUUCGCCUCCACUUAUCUUCCCUCAUCAUCCCCCACUCUCUCCUACCUCGUCUCAGCCUCCGUCUCCGCCCUCCUCCUCCUCCGUCCGCCUCCGGUCGCCUCCGUCGCCUCCCUUCGACACGUCCGUCCACUUCCCCCGCCGUCCGGCACGCGCCGCCGUCGCUGCCCGUUCGCGCGCAGGCCAAGCGAGGCUUCUCAUCCAAGGACGACGAUCUCGCUUCGGUUGAUGAUCUUCAAUUCGAGGCUCCGCUUAAGAUAGUGGAGUAUCCGGACCCUGUGCUGAGGGCGAAGAACAAGCGGAUUGGGACGUUUGACGACAAUUUGAAGAAGUUAGCGGACGAGAUGUUCGAUGUGAUGUACAAUACUGAUGGUAUUGGACUCUCGGCUCCCCAAGUAGGGAUUAAUGUCCAGCUCAUGGUGUUCAAUCCCGUCGGUGAACGCGGGGAGGGAGAGGAGAUUGUUCUUGUGAAUCCAAGAGUUAUUAAAUAUUCCAAAAAGACGGUGCCCUUUAAUGAAGGUUGCCUUUCGUUCCCUGGUAUUUAUGCUGACGUGCAGAGACCAGAAGCUGUGAAGAUUGAUGCUCUGGAUAUCAGUGGUGCAAGGUUUACUGUCAGCUUAUCUGGUCUUCCUGCAAGAGUUUUCCAGCAUGAAUUCGACCAUUUGCAAGGGAUUGUCUUCUCUGAUAGAAUGACUGAACAAGUACUUGACACGAUACGUGCAGAGCUGGAGGCCUUGGAGAAGAAGUAUGAGCAGAGGACAGGAUUGCCUAGUCCUGAACGGAUAGAGACACGUAGAAGGAGGGUAGCUGUUGGUUUUGGCAAGUCAUGAUUGUAUUAGGGGCGUUGAUACUCGGUUUUGCGGCACCAAGUUACUUUUGUUGGAAUGACAACUGAUUGUGAAACUUGCGACAAUGUUUUUGGGGCUAUUGCAGAAUGAAAGCUCAAAGGGAUAACUCUUGGGAGUUAUGUCCUGGAGGGGACUGAUUUAGAUAUUCCUUUUCAUUUGGAAGAGUGGGGAGAUGCACAGUGCAGAUAGCGGAGGAGCAGAAGUCAACAAGUUAGCAGGCAACAUGAAAUGAUGUCUUGGUUGUAGAUUUUCUUCAUGAUUGAGAGCAACAUGCAUGAGUUGUAAGUGAUUGAGAUUGCAAAGAUUUGUGUCCAGACUGGAUCUUUGGUUCUCAUCUUUUGAAUGUGCUUAUAUAAUCCUGAGAGGCAAGUGCCGGGUUGUCUCUCCGACUGAGUAUUUGGCUGGAAUAUUCAUCAUGGUUGGGAAUGAGACGCAUGAGUUGUAAAGGCUACACUUGUUUAUCACAGAACAUUUAUGAGAUUAAUUAUCUUCACUUCC